Messenger RNA from Baudoinia panamericana UAMH 10762, 1018 nucleotides. RefSeq lists its product as uncharacterized. Bases 64 to 657 code for a protein of 197 amino acids. The record is from RefSeq and is a predicted model, not a curated record. Lineage: Eukaryota; Fungi; Ascomycota; Dothideomycetes; Mycosphaerellales; Teratosphaeriaceae. The transcript is spliced from 5 exons. Gene Ontology annotation, cellular component: mitochondrion.
AGGCAGGCUUCAUUGCACGCAACAAGAUCCACGUGAGGCCUCGGUGCCUUCCCAAAUCGAACUAUGGCAGCUCUUCGGUCUGCGCUCCGGCUGGCACCUCGAGCGCAGUUCAUCCGCCCGGCAACCAGCUCCCGUAUCUUGACAGCACCAUCACAACGAAGCUAUGCUACGCCGGCGAAGCAGCCGAGACCGGCGACGGAUGAGAAGGCUGCCGAAGAAGUAGAGCAGGGACAAGAAGAUCUAGCGGACCCGAACUUGAACGGCAACUACCCAGACCCUAGCCUCACCUCAGCUCUGCCAGUGAAGCGGCAGCACCGUGACCCCUACGGAGACUGGUGGGAUCCGCAGGAACGUCGCAACUACGGCGAGCCAGUACACGAGGACAAUGACAUGCUCGGCAUCUUCUCGCCAGACGAGUACACACACUUCACACCUGCUUGGGGUGGCGUUCUAUGGGGCUGCGCUGCUGCCACUUUCCUUACUCUCUGCGCUGUCGUGUACAGAUACUAUCCGGACGUGCCCGCGACGCCAAGGAGGUUUCCAGAUGGGCUUGAGAAAGAGCUCGGCGGACCACGGGCACCCCGUGCGCCAAUAGCUUUGGAUGACGACGCUUCUUACAUCGAGGGUGGUAGCCGAGCCUCGCCCAUCACGUCGUGAGACCCCUGUACACUAUAGCAUGGGAAAGGGUGGUCUUUCUCGAAGCCUAUAUCUUAUUACAGACGAAGUCUUCAGUGCAGCUUUUGGGCAAUCUCAGCAAUGACCGACAUUGCCUCUGCCCACCAAUCUCCGUAGCCUAUGGAGGUAUGCUGCAAGCCCUCGAUUGUUUGCUUUGCCGCUCGCAUCAAUGUGCCAUGAGAACGGACAUGGUGGCAAUGUCUUCUGUAACGGAAGGUACAAGAUCCGUGCACAGCCUUCCACGUGACCGUAGCCGAAGGUCUCCGUCCCCACAAUGACAUGCAAGAUUGACUGGGGCCGCUUGCGCCACGAGGGGUUCAGCUUAGCACAGCCUUGCGAGCAG